AGAUAUUUUCUAUUGCUCCAGAAUUGCCUGGACGACUCGAGUGUCGCAAGCUCUACUUUUUUGGAUACAUUAAAACUGGCUCCCUUUCUCUCUCUUUUCAGGGGUUUAUUCGUGUUUCUGUGACUCAAGAGCAUAAAGCAACCAAGAUGAAGCCCACAACUCCAUUUUGGAGAAAAAAUUACCGGUGCCAACUGUCGUAAGUAAAGAGAAACAGCCUCCACUACCAGCCACUACAUCACAUUCUCCUGUUUCUCUGAUUAUCAAAGAGAUGAAGAUGAAGAUGAUUGGGAUUCUUCUCAGGCUUUUCCUGCUACUGCAAACGCAGCUGAAAAUUACCAUGUGAGUAGACAGUGCCUUGUAAACACCCGACCUAGUUGAGAAAUCGUCUCUUUCGAAAGUGAAUACAGAGAGUGAUCAAUUUCAUGGAUCGAGAUUCUGUUUCCCAACCUCUUAACAAUGUAGAGGCAACCAGCAAUGAUCUGGCAUCCUCACAUGGUAAUGUACUUUGAGACAAUGUUGAGACAGAGAAACCCCAUGAUUCCCAAACUAAUAGUGGUGUUAUCGAGGCAUGUGAUGAUCGGAAGGAGAUCGAGAGACGAUAAAUUGUUGUCCGGACCGGAAGAGGAAACGGAAGCAGGGCUGAACCAAGUUACUGAACACGGAGUCACAGACCAUCUGAACUUCAUCCUAUAUUGAAGAUGCUCAAAGACUGGUUGGAAUUAAUUCAGCACACCAUCAGCAGGGAAAGGAUAUUGGACCAGUACAAGUUAAGGAAACAGAGCUAGAGCUGGAAAGGUAAAUUGAUAGAGAAAUUGUAUUGUAUUGAAUUGGCUCAAAUUACAAUGAAUAGUUACAUAUAUUAUACAAGCUAUAGAGAAUUCUAGAUUGGUGCAGACACUUUGAGAUACUUUCACUUGAGAAUGUAUAGUACUGUGCAGUAUGAGUCUUGGCAAUGGCAUUAUAUGUGAAGCAUAGGCACGCUUGUGCUUUUUGAUCAGUGUUCUUGGCUGUAUAGUACCGAAUUGAAGAUAAUGCUGGUUCUGUAUCUAAGGGUGUUGAAAUUGAUGGUGGUGUGGAAGUUGUGGAUGGUUUUGAAGAGAAUAAAGAAGAGGACAAACAACCAAAUGUGUCAGGGGCAUUGCAAUCGGGCAGUGGGGUUUAUGACAAUGAUGGAAUACAGCAAGUAAGUGAGGGUAUGAGUGUUAAUAUCCAAAGGAAAAUAUCUGAAGCUUAUCAAAAACAGGGAAAGCAAGUUUCUGAAGAGUUGCUCAAGACACUCACCCAGGAAAUGUUGCUUAGGUCCAAAUUUGGCUCCAAUUUUUGAACAGGUGCAUUCCACCUUGAAAGAAGCAAACAACAUCAAUGCGUGUAUAGAGGAAUUAAAAAGGAUACAGGACUUACAGAGGCAUCAAGGCUUCAUCUUUUGAACGUUCAUGUGGAAUGUGACAGCCAAGAGGUCAACAAUUCGAGACAACUUUUCUUUCCAGAUGGAGCUAGAGGACCGGCGGUUAAAACAUCCUGUUAGCUACAGGGCGGAAAAGUAUCGUGUCCUAGAACGAGACUUGUUAGAUAGAAGAGCUAAAUUGGAGGCAAACUACCAAAAUUGUUUCCGGGAUCUGUACAGGGAGAGGUUUGGGAUUGUGAAUGGUGUAACUGAAGUUGGAGAACCAAACACUAAAGGAGUGCCGGAGUUUUGGCUUAAAGCAAUGAAAAACAAUGAAGUCCUUGCUGAGGAGAUUACUGAGUGCGAUGAAGGGGCUUUGAAGUACCUACAAGACAUCCAAUGGAGGAGGUUAGUGACACGUUGGAGAGGGGGUUUCGAGCUGGAGUUCAUAUUUGCUCAUAAUCCAUAUUUUGAAGAUCCUUCCCUGAUAAAACAAUUUCGGCAUGAGCAAACAUUUUCGUCAGAGAUCAAUUGGCGCCAUGAUCAAAGCUUGACACAUAAGCUUAUAGAGAAGCCAGGAAAGAAAGGAAAACACAUUGUCAAAACUGUUAAAGCUUUUUUAACUUCUUCAGCCGUCGUCCGAAUCCUCAAGCCACUGAGGAGAAUACUUAUAGUGAAGAUAUUGUUCAGGGAUUUAGAGCCCAGAUCAAAUAUGAUUUUUACAUUGGUAAAAUAAUCCGAGACAAAAUUAUUCCCCAUGGAAUAGCAUGGUUCACAAAGGAGGCGCUUGAAAAUAAUAGUGAGUUUCAUGAUUUAGAAGACUUCUACAAUGACGGUUAUUCGGAUGAGUCUGAGUCCGAGGAAGAGUAAGAUGAUUGUGGAGGAUGAGCACAACAUUGCUACAAUGAAAUCGAGUGUUUCGUACAAUUGCUUCAUGACAUUUCAAGUUUCUGUUUUUGAUGCCCAAGUUGAACGGAGAUUUUCAUCCGCGUAAAGCAAAGAAAAUUGUUAAACUUUGUAGUUUCAGUUGUUUCUGACAUCUACUAGACUAUGAGCUGGUGAUUUUCUUAAUCCUAUUUUGUUCA
This is a messenger RNA of Rosa rugosa (rugosa rose), 2469 nucleotides long. RefSeq names its product nucleosome assembly protein 1;2-like. Gene Ontology annotation, cellular component: chromatin; nucleus. The transcript has 9 exons. The record is from RefSeq and is a predicted model, not a curated record. The coding region runs from base 1434 to 2120 and encodes 228 amino acids. Lineage: Eukaryota; Viridiplantae; Streptophyta; Magnoliopsida; Rosales; Rosaceae. Gene Ontology annotation, biological process: somatic cell DNA recombination; nucleosome assembly. Gene Ontology annotation, molecular function: chromatin binding; histone binding.